Molecule: messenger RNA, 564 nt
Organism: Sporothrix brasiliensis 5110
Lineage: Eukaryota; Fungi; Ascomycota; Sordariomycetes; Ophiostomatales; Ophiostomataceae
Exons: 1
Coding region: 1-564 (187 amino acids)
Source: RefSeq, a predicted model, not a curated record
AUGCUGCUUCAUGCGCCGGCAAACCCAAACCCCAGCUUUAUCUUUCACUUUCGGUUCCCGGUCUACGCGCACGGUAUCCGGUUGAUGCUUAUUAGCAUCAUCUCAUUAUUUUUUCCCGAUGUCGUUCCUUGGUAUGAUCUGAAACCGGCCACGGAACGGAGGGCGAAGCGCGGCGCCACUGGUAUUUAUGCCGUUACGACCGUUCCAGAUAUCGAGGCUGCUUCCACCACCCACCGCACCAUGUCUCCUACGACGCCCACGACAGCCAACUACGCCUCGCCCGACGGCAUUCGCGACUUUCUCGCUGGCACCACGCUCGUGGCCUUCCAGCUCUGCGGGCUCGAGGUCGCCAUCACAGUCUUUUUGCUGGUGCUCAGCUUCGAGGCGGCGGUGCGGACCGCUCUUCUGUGGCGGCACGGCGGGAUACAGUUGCUGAAGAGAAGACUUUGGCUGGACUGGAUGAAUGGGUUCUUAAUUUGCACAAUGGCUAUGGUGCGGACCUCGGUCAUGGCCCAGCCCACUGCCAUUUGUGAUUAUGACAAGAGUUGCCACGACGGUGCGUGA